Messenger RNA from Vicugna pacos (alpaca), 3230 nucleotides. RefSeq names its product alkaline ceramidase 1 (gene ACER1). The record is from RefSeq and is a predicted model, not a curated record. Gene Ontology annotation, biological process: sphingosine biosynthetic process; ceramide catabolic process. Gene Ontology annotation, molecular function: N-acylsphingosine amidohydrolase activity. Lineage: Eukaryota; Metazoa; Chordata; Mammalia; Artiodactyla; Camelidae. Gene Ontology annotation, cellular component: endoplasmic reticulum; membrane.
CUGUCCUCUUCCCACCUCAGCUGGGACUGGCCCUUCCAGACUCGCACGCUCCUCUCUGCCAGACACAGCCAGCGGGCAGCAGACACUGCAUCAGGAUGCCCAGCAUCUUUGCCUACCAGAGCUCCGAGGUGGACUGGUGUGAGAGCAACUUCCAGCACUCGGAGCUGGUGGCUGAGUUCUACAACACGUUCAGCAAUGUCAUCUUCCUCGUCUUUGGGCCUCUUAUGAUGUUUCUGAUGCACCCGUAUGCCCAGGUACGCUCCUACUGGGUUUAUAUCAUCUGCAUCCUCUUCAUGGUCAUAGGCCUGUUUUCCAUGUAUUUCCACAUGACGCUCAGCUUCCUGGGCCAGAUCCUGGAUGAGAUCGCUAUCCUGUGGCUGCUGGCCGGCAGCUACGGCAUAUGGUUGCCCCGCUGCUACUUUCCCGCCUUCCUGGGGCAGAGCAGGCCCCAGUUCGCCUGCCUGGUCUGUAUCACCACCAUUGUCAGCACCUUCCUGUCCUUCCUGAAGCCCACGAUCAACGCAUACGCCCUCAACAGCAUUGCCGUGCACGUGUUCUACAUCAUGUUCCAGGAGUACAAGAAGAUGGAUAAUAAAGAGCUGCGGCAUAUAAUCAAGGUCUCCGUGGUCUUAUGGGCAUUUGCCUUCUCUAGCUGGAUCAGCGACCGCUUGCUUUGCAGUUUCUGGCAAUGGAUUAAUUUCUUCUACUUGCACAGCAUCUGGCAUGUGCUUAUCAGCCUCACCUUCCCCUACGGCAUGGUCAUCAUGGCCUUGGUGGAUGCCAGAUACGAGAUGCCAGACCAAACUCUCAAAGUCCGUUACUGGCCUCGGGACACUUGGCCCAUGGGGCUGCCCUACGUGGAGGUCAGUGGUGACCACAAGAGCUGCUGAGGUCCGCCGGCUGCUUCCUACCCGACCACCUGCGAACCCACCUGUGUCUUGAAGGAGAGUGGCCUGAAUCAGGAGACUGAGAGACACUCGAAGUUCCUGUCUCCAGCUCCCUUUCCCCAUCCUCUUUGUCCUGCGCGGUCCCACCCCAAGGCAGGGGAUGGACUUCAUGACCUCUGUGUGCGGUUGCCUGAUGACCCGGGGAGCUGCCUGGCAGAGGCUCCCCCCUCCAUCGCCUGCCCCUGUUCUCUUUCCUUUUCUCCUCUGUGUCCGCCGCUUCCCUGUUGUCACGUGACCUGAUUUGGCUGGACCACUGGGUGCUGUGAUUACGUGGCAUUUGCUGGGAAUGACCUCAGGCUGGGUUUGGUUCCCCAGGGCACCUUAUGAACAGUGGAGGUCACUACCAGACUCUUUGGACCUGUCUUUGGCCAUGUGAUGUCCCUGGUACUUGGGGGACAUCUCAGAGAAUGGACACGUUAUCCAUCACCUCAUUCUACGCUCACAUGUGUGUGCAGAGACCUCGAAGAUCCUCACAUGUGCUCACACGCAGCCCGUGGACUUGUGGGCCUGUCUCACUGGUCGACAGCGGAGCAGUGUGGAGGCCUGGACUGGGUGAUUUGGGUGCUGUCCAAGCAUGGACAUCAGGAGGAGGGCUGGAGUGGCUGGUACAGGCUCUCAAAGUGAGGGAAGAAGGUAAGAAUGGUUUCCACGGAGGUUAAGAGCACGGGGCUUGGAGUUUGAACCCUGCUCCACAACUUCUUACUUGUAUAAUCUGUGGGGAGUGAUUAUUCCUGCCCUUGAAGUUCAAUGACCUUGUCCGUAAGAUGGAAACAUUCCUUCCCUCAUGGGAUUUCAGAGUAUGUAAGAAAAGAUAAUGUAUAUAAAGUGCUUAGUAUGGAGUCUGGCAAACAUUCACCCAUCUACUUGUCCUUUUAUUCAUCCAUCCAUCCAUUCAUCCAUCCAUCCAUCUUUUUAACUCUCUAUUGAACCAUCUGUCUAUUCUUUAGGUUACCCAUCUGUUAAUUUAUUCAUUCAUUCCUUCAUCUUGUUUUCUAUUAUCUAUCUUUUUAACUCUCCCUGUUCAUUCAUUAAUGUAUUAUCCAUUCCUUGAACUAUUCAUUGAACUAUCCAUGUAUCCAUCUGCCCCUCCACUUGUGCAUCCAUCUGUCCAUAUAUUUAUUAUUCAUCCUUUCAUCAUCUAUUAUCCUUCCAUCCAUUUAUCCAACUGUAACUCAUCCACUUUUCCAUCCAUCCAUCUAUCCACCCAUCCAUCCAUCAUCUGUAUUUAGCCAUCAUUUAUAUUCAUUUAUCCUCUGUCUAUCCAGUUAUCCAAUUAUUUAUCCAUCCCUCAUCCAUCCAUCCAUCCAUCCAUAUUUAGCCAUCUAUUUAUUCAUUUAUCCAUUCAAAUCAUUCAACCAUCCUCCCAUUCAUCUGUUUCCCUACCCAUUCAUUCAUUCAGUCACUCAUUUAUCUCUUCAACAAAUAUAUAUUGAGUUCCUACUGUAUGUUUGACACUAACCCUUGAGGAUAUAAGACAAUAAAGACAUGCAAAGUCCCUGCCCUAAUGAGGGGACACACGCUAAAUAAAUAAAAAGACACACAACCAAGGCAAUUCCAGUCACUGAUGGGUGCUGCAAAAAAGGUGAAGCAUGGUGAUAUUCUCAAGACCAUGAGUGAAAGGAGCAGCCCUUUCAAGUGGGUGCCCUGUGGGGAGCCCACUAGCUGAGCCCUCAAUGCCAAGAGGAGACCAGCCCCACCAAGAGCUGGGCAGGACCAUUCCAGGCAGAGGGAAUGGUGGGUGUGAGACUCCCGGGGAGGGAAUGAACUGGAGCAACAGAAAGAAGGCUGUUGUUGGAGCUGAGUAAAGGAGGGAGAGUUCCGGGUAGUUGGUUCUUAACCUGGGGCCUGGGAUGGAUUUCAGUAUCCAUGGACCACUUGACAUUCUCUGCAGAAGAGGAGUGUCUGGGCAUGUUACCUAGGCCUCUGGAUUGCAUCAUUCCAGGAGUAGAAGAAAGCACACCUGGCCUGCUGGAGAGAUGGGGACAUUGAAAGGGGAGGGGCCGCUCAUCUUUACAUGCCCAUGAAAAGCAUCAUUGAACCGAAUACCCCUCCCACACCCCCUCCAGAUAGACGAGAAUAGUCUCAUUUUAUACCUGUGGCUCAGAGAGAGCAAGCCACUUGCCGAAGACCAUGCAGCCUGGACUUGAACCAGAUCUGUCCUUCCCCAAAUUUCCUUGCACCACUGUAAGUCAGCAGAAAGACUGUACUUGGAUUUCAGGUCCCCUGGUUCUGGGUCCUUCUGAAUUUCUUGUUCUAGAAACCAGGUUGUUUUUUUUUUUUUCA